Messenger RNA from Styela clava, 5042 nucleotides. Lineage: Eukaryota; Metazoa; Chordata; Ascidiacea; Stolidobranchia; Styelidae. The record is from RefSeq and is a predicted model, not a curated record.
UACAUUUCCUACAUCAACAAAUUUGAGUUUAAAUUUCCAUUUCAUAAUAUUGUCAUUUAAAUUUAAUGGUGCUACAUAUCUACGAAAAUAAUUUGAUUCUUGGAUUCAUAGUGUUAACGAAAUUCAUUUCAAAAAGAGGUUUUACAGCAAUGGAAACUGUAAAAAUAUCAUUCAUAUAUUUCUACAAUCUUACUAUUCAAUCAUAUUACUAAUUUUGUUUUGUUCAAUUUCUUUUUAAGGUUUUAUUGUUAUGCGUAAUAGUUGAAUAGUAUUAUCAUUUAUUUGAGAAUGAAGAGCAUUUAUGAAUAUGACUCAUGAAUUUCUUCAAGCGGAAAUCUCGUCGUACGACAUUGACAAUAUCUGAUCAGACCAAAUCAUCCAAGGCUUCACUAUCUAGUGGUGACGGAAAAGCAUCACAACAAGGCUCAACAGGAAAUUUGAGGAAAACAAAUAAAGACUAUCACACAGCUGAAACAAUAGAGUUUAAGGAGAAUAAUGCCAUCAAAAAUUCUUCAAAGUUACCACAAAGAAUCAAACAGACCCGCUUCUCAGAUGACACAAAUGAGAACAACAAUUCAUCAGCAAUUGCCAAUGGCCAUGACUUUGACAACAAUAAUGAAGCCCCAUAUUUAGGAUCACCUGGACAAAGAGACAAUAAUAUGCCUCUACUUGCUCACCCUGUGCCCAACCUUGUUCAAGAUAAUUCUGCAGAUGAUAAUUCUGGAACUCCAAUGUCACUCUAUGCUUCUGUCAUUAAAGGAGAUAAAGCUGAACUCAAGAAAAUUGUUUCUGCAAAUCCUGAGUUGUUAGACACUGCAGAUAAUUUUGGAAGAACGCCACUUAUGUACUGUGUGCUUGCAGAUAGACUUGAUUGUGCAAAAUUUCUCAUAAACAUGGGCUGCAAUCUUGAUCAGGUUGACAAUGCAGGGCGCAGUGCUAUACACUCUGCUGCUCAUAAGGGAAGUUAUAAAUUUCUUGAACUAUUACACAAUCGUGGUGCAAGUCUUGAUAUAAAAGAUAACGAUGGUCAAACUGCACUUCAUCUUGCAACUAGAAUCAGAACGCCGAAAUGCUUGGAAUUCUUACUGAGAAAUUUAGGACCUGGAAUGGUAGAUGUGCCUGACAAUCAAAUGAGGACGGCACUUCAUUGGGGUGCUGCAUUUAACAACACUGAAUGUGUAAAACUCUUGAUAAAAUAUGGAAUAAAUAUUGCAAUACCCGAUGGUGAUGGCAAAACUCCUUUACACUGGGCAGCAAACAAUCAUGAUCCAUCUGCAGUUCAUACCAUGGCAGCAUUGCUGGAACGUUCACCUGGUGUACUGAAUUGGCAAGAUUAUGAAGGUCGAACUGCUUUACAUUUUGCUGUUGCUGGGAACAGUGCCGCUGUUGAAUUUCUUGUCAAUUUUGAAACAGUUGAAUACUCAGAACCAUAUAUUUGUGACGUAGACAGAUCUGAUAAUACUUUUCGUACCCCAUUGCACUGGGCCGCUCAAUUAGGUCACACUCAUAUAGUGAGGUUGUUACUUCAAGGUAUUGAUAAAAUUGCAAAGAAAAAAGUAGAAGAAUCAACAGAAAAUAAAAGUAAAAGUGAAGGGAGUAGAGAUGGGGAUGAAAAAAAUCUUAAAAAUAUAUCAUCAGAUGGAAAUGGUGCUACACCGUUUUUAUAUGCAGCUCUAAGCGACCAUCAUCAUGAUCCAACCGUGACAGAACAAGAAGACAUAGAAGCAAGAAACGCUCUGAUGUGGGCUGCUGGAAAAGGGUCAAACAAUGUGAUCAGAAUAUUGCUAGGAAUGAAGAAAGAUAUUGAUAAACAGGAUAGAAACGGAAAUACUGCCCUUCAUGUUGCUGCAUGGAAUGGUCAUGGCAGCUCUGUUGAACUUUUGCUGAGUCAAGGUGCUAGACAUGACAAGACAAAUAGUGUUGCUCAUACUCCUAUAUUUGGCGCAUGUGAAAAGGGUCAUCUGAAUGUUGUCAAAUAUCUUCUUGAUUACAAUGCCAGCAUUGAUCUUGUUGAUUCUGAAAGUAGGACACCACUACAUUGGGCAGCUCUUGGAGGUCAUGCUGAAAUCUGCGAACUUCUGAUAAAAGAAGGUUUGCAUGUUGAUGUUCGUGAUACACUUGAUCGUACACCGUUACACUGUGCUGCAUUUGGUGGUUUCAUCAAUUGUAUGAACCUUUUGCUUGAAAAUGGAGCCAAUGUUGAUCUACAAGAUCAAGAGGGUCGUUCAGCUCUUCAUUGGGCGGCUCAAUCUGGACAUCUGGAUGCAACAAAGUUAUUAUUUCAAUAUGCUGUAUUUCCUAACCCUAUGGAAUAUACAGAGGAACGACUCACUCCCUUGGAUCAUGCUUUGCAAAAAGAAAAAGAAGAUGUUCUUCAGUAUCUAAUUGAACAAGGAGCGUUAUCUGCCGAACACAUCCGCAAUAUUGCUGCAACGAAAGUUCAAGCAUAUUUUCGAGGUUAUCAAGUUCGAAAAACAUUUCCAAAAGAAAUUCUAAUGAAAAUGUUGAUUCUCAGAAAGGAAAAGAAAAAGGAAAUGGAAGAAAGAUCAGCUGAACAAAUACGCAACAAUGCUGCUAUUAAAAUCCAAGCACAGUUUCGAGGAUACCAAGCAAGAAAAUCUCGUAACAUUAAGACAAAGAAUGAAUCACAAACACAAGAGGAAGAAGCUGAUCUCAAAGAAGAUCCCAAAAAACAAAAUGAUGGCGAAUUUCUCACCAAGCAUGAGGCAGAUAGUGGAUCUCAUUCACCAGACAAUCUGUCAUUGCCAGAAAUUAUGUCAAAUUCGACUUCUUUCAUCACUCAACAGCCAAUAUCAACUGAUAUGAACAAUCCUCCAUCCCAUGAUGAAGGUGUCAUUUGUGAUCAGAUUUCUGUUGCAUCUUCCUCUCAUUCAUCAUUACAUUCAACGCCUAAAAUCAAGUUGAAAACAUUGGAAGGAGAAAUAAGAGAAGAAAAUGAAGGACUCGCUAAACAACAUGCAGAUGAUCAGAAAACACAAUCAUUGAAAGAGCAAAAAUCUCAAGUGAUGGAUGAUAAAAAUAUCGAAAACACACAAAAAUCAAACGAGAAGAAAAAACAUAGAAAGACUAGAAAAACUCGUGCUCAAUUAUCAACUCGUCCAGAAGUCUCGGAUACUGAUUCAUCAAAAGAUAAAUCCAGAUCUCCUCGAACUCGGAAAUCCUCAUCUCCACUUCUCUCAUUGAGAGGUUCCUCGACUUCUUCCGUUCAUAACAAAAACACUCCUGCAGUAAAACCGAAUUCUACCUCAAAAGAACGAAAUCCAGUUCCACCAAAUAAACCUAAUAAGAAAGAACACAGAAGAAGGAGAAAUACAAAACCAAACACAGACAGAGGAACUCCAGAUUAUUCUGCGCUUGAUAAGAUUGGAGAUGAAAAUAAUAUUCAGAGUCAAACUGUCAAGGGUAUAGCUUACAGAUCACAACCACAGGACAAUUCCUUUUUUAAUGAUGAAAUGCCAAGUGUUCCGGAUUGCCCUGUUGCAAGUCCAAGUGCUAGUUUGAACAUGUCAGAAUAUAUUGAAAGUUUGAUGAAGAUGUCGGCAAAGGAACGAAAACUUUUAGUAGAACAUCAAAACAAAAGAAAAGAAGCUUUUAAAUGUGCUCAGCAUUCUGCCAGGAUCAUUCAAAGAGCCUGGUUAAGAUACCUACAAGCUGAGAAUCCAACAUUAUAUAGAAAAUUUCAGUUUAACAAGAGACUAACACUUAAAAAAUCACCAGUUGAAACGAAAAUUGUAAAAGUCAAAGCAGAUACAUUGGAAAAUGAUACCUCUAAGAAAGAAACCACUUCUGGCGUUGUUACAAAUGAUUCACCAAAGCAAGAAUCAUCUUCAAGUAUAAAAUCAGCAUUAAAACAACCCUCUGUUGAAUCGAGUGUAGGAACCACUUCAGUUGCUUCAUUCGCGCAGAACCGGAAUUCUCGUUCUGAAGGUUCCAGAUCUUCUAUAUUGUCAAGUUCUGAUGCAAGAUCUUCAGGGAGCAGAAUUAGAAAAAGUUCUAAAACGAGGAGACCAAAGACUGUUGGUUACCCCGAUUCGAAUGUUUACAUUUCUGUAGAAAAAUUAGAAGAACUUUCCAGGAUAUAUGGUCACCCUAAAAUAAUGAGAGAUAUGUUGUCAGCUUAUGGAAAUAAAUCUUCUACAGGGACAAGCUUACCAUCAAUUAAUUCAAGUCCAACUAAAUCAGCAUCAUCAAAACGAUCUACUAUCUCUAUGUCAGAAAGUAUAAGACAAAGAUUUGAAGCUGAUUUGCAGGGACCAAUUCCUACUCAUUCACCUAGAACAUGGGCAAGUUCAUCUAAUGUUCAGAAAAACAGAACAACUGAUACUCCAAUGGCGACUAGAACUCAUCCGAGAUCAAAGAGUGGACCACCAAAUAAAAAUAUUGAUCUUAGACUUCUACCACUGCAAUGGCAAAGAUUGUAUGGCGAACUACAAAAUGCUAAUGCUGCUGAUGAUGCAAGAAGAAAAUAUUCAACAAGGUUUUCAUACAACAUGGAUCAAUGAUAUUCAAAUUACCAAAAAACUAAGCUUUCUCAAGUUUCCUCGUCCUAGCUGAAGGAAUUGUUGAAUUCAAAGAUGCCUUCGUAGAUUUGCAUUCUACUCUGCAUAUUCAUGGGAUUAAGCAAAUUCUUGUUGUUGAUUUCAGGGAAACCACAUUAUUAUGACACACAAAGAGUGGCUGUUUAUCGUAUAUAAAAUAGAUUAUUACUUAUUAGUGCGUAGACUUUUUUAUUUUGUCUUUCAAAAAAAACAUCAGGUAAAAUGUUUUCAACAUAAAACAGAAAUAUUGCAAAACUGAACAUAUGGUAUCCAUCCAACAUGCGAUGUAGGGUCACACAUAACUAUUGAAUUAUUUUUAUCUGUUAUUGCUUGUUAAAUUCAAGCACUUUACUUUUUUUAACUUGCCAAAUUUUAUUUUUUCACUGUGUAUUUAUAAAGAUGUCAUAAUUUUAUUAGAUCUAUCUAUCAUGUUGUGUCUUAUCGUUGGUAUAUUGUCAAAUGAAAUAUAUUGCUGCAGAAUAA